Messenger RNA from Chelmon rostratus (copperband butterflyfish), 2581 nucleotides. It is a transcript of the gene uap1, whose product is annotated as UDP-N-acetylglucosamine pyrophosphorylase 1. The transcript is spliced from 11 exons. Bases 106 to 1668 code for a protein of 520 amino acids. Gene Ontology annotation, molecular function: UDP-N-acetylglucosamine diphosphorylase activity. Lineage: Eukaryota; Metazoa; Chordata; Actinopteri; Chaetodontiformes; Chaetodontidae. The record is from RefSeq and is a predicted model, not a curated record. Gene Ontology annotation, biological process: UDP-N-acetylglucosamine biosynthetic process.
GGGAGGUGUCCUAACCAGUACAAGAAAGCACACAUCACUGGCAUAAAUGGUCAUAAACCCAAGAAGAGCGCUUCUCAGAGAGUUAAUUCAACAGCAGUGUUGAUCAUGGACCCAAGCACCAGUGGACUUGCCCAGAGGUUGGCUGAGGCCGGCCAGUCUCACCUCCUACAUUUCUGGAAUGAACUGAGCCCGGCGGGGCAGGCCGACCUGACCCUCGAGCUGCAGGGGAUGGACUUUCAGGAGAUCAAUGGAUUCUUCAAGAAUGCCAUGGAGACGUCCAGCAACAGCAAACACGAGAAGAUGGACGCCCGCAUGGAGCCGGUGCCCCGGGAGGUGCUGGGGAGUGUGAUGAAGGACAGGGACAGUCUUAAAGACUGGGAGCUGAUAGGUCUGCGCUGCAUCUCUCAGAGCAACGUGGCGGUCCUGCUGCUGGCUGGGGGCCAGGGAACCAGACUGGGGGUCUCUUACCCCAAAGGCAUGUACGAUGUCGGGCUGCCGUCCCACAAAACCCUCUUUCAGAUCCAGGCCGAACGCAUACUGAAGCUGCAACAGCUGGCUGAGCAGAAGCACAAAAUCAAGUGCUGUAUUCCCUGGUACAUCAUGACCAGCGGCAGGACAAUGGAGCCCACCAAGGACUUCUUCUCAAGACAUAACUAUUUUGGCUUGGACAAGGACAACAUCAUCUUCUUUCAGCAGGGCAUGCUACCAGCCAUGGACUACAACGGCAAGAUCAUCCUGGAGGGCAAGGGAAAGCUCUCCAUGGCCCCGGAUGGGAACGGGGGUCUUUACAGAGCGCUGGGGAACCAGGGCAUCAUGGAUGACAUGGAGCGGCGGGGCAUUGAAUUCAUCCAUGUGUAUUGUGUAGACAACAUCCUGGUUAAAGUGGCAGACCCCGCCUUUGUUGGUUUCUGUGUGCAGAAGGGAGCGGACUGUGGCGCUAAGGUGGUGGAGAAAACCAAUCCGACAGAGGCGGUGGGUGUGGUCUGCAAGGUGGAUGGGCGUUAUCAGGUGGUGGAGUACAGCGAGAUCACCCUGGAAACUGCUCAGAAGCGCAGCGCCGACGGACGGCUGAUGUUCAGCGCUGGAAACGUGGCCAAUCACUUCUUCAGCUUCUCCUUCCUCAGAGACGUAGUAGAGAAGUAUGAGCCAAAGCUGCAGCACCACGUGGCCCAGAAGAAGAUCCCGUAUCUGGAUGCAGAGGGUCAACUAAUCAAACCGGAAAAACCAAAUGGGAUUAAAAUGGAAAAGUUCGUCUUUGACAUCUUCCAGUUCGCCAAGACGUUUGUCGUGUACGAGGUGCUGCGGGAGGACGAGUUCUCCCCGCUGAAGAACGCAGACAGCCAGGACGGAAAGGACACCCCCACCACAGCCAGGCACGCCCUCAUGUCCGUCCACCACCGCUGGUUGCUCAACGCUGGGGGCCACUUCAUCGACGAGAACGGCCGACGUAUGCCCGCCAUACCCAGAGACGGAGCAGCAGGCAGUGUCACAGAUGAUGGCAACAGAAACCUGAAGGAUGGAACAGACCUGCCAAUCAAAUGUGAGAUCUCCCCGCUGGUGUCCUACGGGGGUGAGGGCCUUGAAGAGUUUGUGAAGGGACGCGAGUUCCAUCCAACCCUGAUGAUUGACGGGGACGGAGUCCACGAGCUGGUGAAGAACGGGGUUUAGACAAUGAAGGAGAAAGAGAGAGAGAGAGAGAGAGAGGGACAACCCAAAGACCAACCUCCCUUUGUCUCUCAACGUUUGCUGGGAGAAACUGUGAUGCCAUCGCUGUGCAAUAACAAAUGUCGCGUGCAUGUGUUCAUGAAAGAGGCUGUCCAAAAUGAAUGAACGAGCAAGAUGAAGGGUAUCGUUUACUUUUCAGCGCCAAGGUUUCUUUGCUUUGUAUGUCGAUGUCAUACUUAGUUCCUGUUUGUUUUGAAGAGCACUUGAACACAGCAUGAGAUGAAGGACGAAAUCUGUCACACUGACUGGAUGAAGCAGUCUAAAGGUUCAUCUAUUUAUUUUGCUUAUGAGACAUAUUUUUAUAUAUGUACGAAUGGAUUCUUUAUAGGUGGAAAUGACCAUCUAAUCAUUUUAACUUGUGAUUUUUAUACAACAUUGGACUGAGAUGGAAUGAUCGGGAAGAUGUUUCUUACUAGCAUGUAACUGAGGUACAUGGUAUGGGUUGUGGGUGUUUAUUUAUGAUAUCUGCUUCUUUUCUGCUUGUAAUCAUUGAGGAUUAGAUAAUGUUCAGCUUUAAGAGAUAUUUUGAUUUCUAUCACCUUUAUUAAAAAAAAAAUCCUACUUGGAAAACCUCCUCUGCGUGUGCGUGGAUGGACUGUAUUUGCUGUGCAGUGUGUCGUGGCUUUGUGUGUAUGCACAGUUUAAAUGUAAGUAUUUUUCUGACAGAUCAGUAUGUGAAUGUGUGAGUUUCGCUGCCCUGUGCCUGCAGGGUGUGUUUUUUGCAUUAUAGCUGCUGGUGUCUUGAAUCAAAAUUUCCAGCACAUGGUUUAUGUUUAAGAUGGGCCAGAGCAUGCAACUCUGCUAUUCAGGAGAGAUUCUUUGUGGCUCCUUUUCGACUCGCUUUCUUUCUUGCUGC